Messenger RNA from Prunus armeniaca (apricot), 321 nucleotides. Lineage: Eukaryota; Viridiplantae; Streptophyta; Magnoliopsida; Rosales; Rosaceae. The record is from the annotation of a GenBank genome assembly.
AUGGCCGUACAAGAGGGAUUGGCAGAUGAAGAGAAUGCAAAGCUACGUCUCCAAGAGUUCGAAGCACCAGACGAAAAGAGACUCGAAGCGCAACAACGCCUAGAGUGUUACCAAGCUCGGCUUUCAAAUGCUUUUAACAAGAAGGUUCUCCCCAGACCUAUCAUCACAACACACAAAACCGGAAGCAAGUUUACUUCAAAAUGGGAUGGGCCCUACGUAGUACAAGAAGUGUACAUAAGUGGCGCUUACAAGAUCGUAGCAGAGGACGAUUUAAGAGUUGGCCCUAUCAACGGAAAGUUCUUGAAACAAUACUACGCAUGA